Messenger RNA from Hylaeus volcanicus, 1336 nucleotides. RefSeq names its product palmitoyltransferase ZDHHC22-like. Gene Ontology annotation, molecular function: palmitoyltransferase activity. The record is from RefSeq and is a predicted model, not a curated record. The coding region runs from base 530 to 1336 and encodes 268 amino acids. NCBI's taxonomy places the organism in Eukaryota, Metazoa, Arthropoda, Insecta, Hymenoptera, Colletidae. The transcript has 2 exons.
AAGUAUACUGACAAUUGAUAUUUCAUUUAAUAAUGAUAUAAUUUAUGACUUUCCUCUAAUACUAUUAUUUUUCUUUGGUUAACAAUCUAACAAUUCAAGUUUUGUUCAUAUGAAUAAGUCAAAUAGGUGAACAAAUGGAAGUAUUAUGUAUUGUAGAAAUUACGUGCGUUAAUGAUUCCAUCAGAUUCAUUAUGCAUUGUGAUUGUGAAGUACUGAUCAUGAAGAAUACACAAGUAUAUACAUACAAUACUGAUAUGUACUUAUAUAAAUACAUACAUACUUUCUUUUCAUGAGUAUAUAGGAAAAGGAACAUAAUAAAAUGAAUUAGUAAAUGAUGUUCAUAUUUUACGAAGAAAAAACAAUAUUAUUUCUACAAAUUUAUUUCAUCAGAAUAGGAUACAGUACAGCAGAAACGGUUAAUGUAUAAUAAAUCUGGAUUAAUAUUAAAAGUAACGAACGAGGCAAUCAUUCUUAUCCACAGUUAAUUUCGAUGUAUAUUAAAUACAAAUAAGCUUUGUAAAUACAAAAUAUGAAAGCAUUUCCUCAAACUAUUAUACAGUUUUGUCCAUUUGUUGCUCUGCUGUAUACCCUAGUUGUUAUCGUUCUAACGACGUACAUUAACGAAGAAAUUACUCCAGUCUUCGUAUUUUUUUGCAUUCAAGUAUAUUUGAACUGGUAUUCAGUAUACAGUAUAUGUCAUAAUGCAACAACUAUGGAAGUCGCAGUAAUGGCAAAAAGAGAAAUAUAUAAUAAGGUAGCAAAUAAUACAGGAUAUAAAUAUUGGUACUGCGAGAAAUGCAUGAAUUAUACAUGCAAACCAACGCAACAUUGCAUAUAUUGUAAAAAGUGCUUUCAUUUUCGAAUUCAUCAUUGUUUUUUCUUACGUGCUUGCAUAAUAAAACAAAACGUAGGCAAUUUUAUUUUAUUUUGUUUUUAUACAUCGCUAACAUGUAUAUACUCGUUAUGCGCUCUUGGACCAUAUUUAUAUGAAAAUAUUACUCGUGUAUUAAAAACAGAUUCAGACUCUUUUAACAUAUUUUUAAACUUUUGUUUUCCUAUUGCUUUUGUUAAAUUAGUUUACUCAGGAGAAAAUACUUACAUACUGCUGGUGACAAUGUUUGAUACAUUAGUUUCCAUUUUAUGUAUUUGUCUGGUAUAUGGAACAUGGAAACUGCACGUUUGUAUGACAGGUAAACAGCGGUACGCAAACAUAUCAGGAAAACAAAGUCUGAGAGAUAUUUUUGGUAGUUAUGGUCUUUUAAAUAUAAUUUUUCCAUAUAACGGUCUCAUAGGAACUAGGGAUCUCAAUGAGAAAUAUGAAUUAAAACAAGUAUGA